Messenger RNA from Theileria orientalis strain Shintoku, 2043 nucleotides. RefSeq lists its product as hypothetical. The record is from RefSeq and is a predicted model, not a curated record. Lineage: Eukaryota; Apicomplexa; Aconoidasida; Piroplasmida; Theileriidae. Bases 1 to 2043 code for a protein of 680 amino acids. The transcript has 2 exons.
AUGAAUUGGCUUUAUUGCUCACUCUUGUCUGUGCUUUGCACUGGGAUACUGCUGAGCUAUUGCAGUGAAACGGUCAAAGGCGCUGUAAAUAGCCAAGAUUUAUUCACAUUCGAUUUGUCUAACCUAAAGCAAUCAAAAGCAUAUAAAUUACAACACAACCUCAACUUCUCAACAACUACUUCGGUCCUAGAGCCCGUUGAAGGGAAAAAAUUGACAAAAUUAGUCGACGGUCACGAAAAUGUAGCCACCUUUUUAAAUGAUCAAUUAGUCACAAAAGUAGUAUUCUCGCCGAGUGUAAACCCGUCUCUUCUUUCAGUAACAUACAUAAAAGGCAGUGCGCUCUACACGAGGAGGUUCAGGAAGAUGUUCGGUUGGAACGAGAUAACGGUGGACGACUACAACUACCUGAUGUUCGAGCUGUCGAGAACGCAGGCGGAAGUGACGAUGGACGUGCAAAACCUGGACCUAAGAAAGUUCACAGUGAGACGCGAAAAAUACAGCAAGUACGAGCUGUUAAACGUGACGGUGCCGAAGGCGUACAACGUUACGAGAGUGAUGAACGGACACCAGCUGGUGUGGGAGUCGAACAACGAGGAAAAGCUUAACUCGGCAUUCGUGUCGACAGACUCCACGCCAGCAAUGCUGUGCAUUUCAGUGUCAACAGGGAACGUGAUGAGGCUUAGAACAUACACGAACUUCAACGGAGUGUUUAACGAAGUGAACAUGUCGGAAUUCAGAUUCGUACUGCAAAGUUUCAUGGCGAAAAUGUCGAAGGACGCAGAAGACGGGGCAGCAGACUCUAAAGAUGGGCCUGCGGAAAAAACACUCGAUUUAACGGACUUGGACGUGUCGGAAAUACAAAAGAAAGUAAACAGGGUAAUGGUGGACGGAUAUGAGUUGUGGGCAUCAACAGGCACAUCAAGAUGCCUAAACGUGGCCUACACAGUGGAAAGUGAGCCUAGAUUGUAUAACGUGCUGGUGUCGGAAGAGACCGAAGGAAAAACCAAGGACAGGUUCCUCUACUUCAUGAGAGAAAACGGAACUUUCUACUCACUUCCGGAAGUGGAGUACCAGAAGAAGGUGGCAGAGUUGGCACAGAAGGGAAGAACAGUGAUGACCAGGCCAGUGGUGGGAGCGAGUGAAGUUUUUGACCUGGACCUUCUGGCGAAGAAGCUGGGCAAGGAGGACCUCAGAACACUGAAAUUCACGCCAACCUACGGAACGAGAGUGUCCACAGUGGUCUCUGGGAAGGACCUGGUGUGGGUGGGCUCCAGCCGCGAGAAGCUGGAUCACCUCUACUUCUUCAAAACGGGAAACACGAACCUGGUGCAGCUGGUGGUGACUGACGCGAACAACAGCCCGUCAACAAAGUUCUUCAUGUACGAGGAGCACUCGGAGGAAGAAUGGGCAGGUGAGAAGACUGCGGCAGUCGACAGCAGCAAGGUUGACAGCGCGACCUACACCAAGGUUGGUGGAAAGCCCCAAUACAGAACAUACACGAAGAACGAGGCGAAAUCGGAGUCAAUGGCCCUUAGAACAAAGCCAGGAGCGCCGGCACCAGGCCCCGCAACUGAGAAAGUUCUCAGUGCCUACAAGUGGCUGUGGGUCUCAAGUCCACUGUUUUACAGCAACGUGGCACACGUGCAGCUGGUGAAGAACUACGUGUCAGUUGACGUGGAGGGAAAACUUAAUCGGGGAGUGCUCUACCACAAAAAGGGCUCAGUGGGCAGAGUCUUCGUGCGCACGUACACGACAUACCCUUCGAACUCAGUGACGUCACUGUUCGACAGUGAAAAGUGUAUGUGGACGGCCUCAGAAAACGAGGAGGCGCUGAGCGUGUGCCUGUUUGAGCCGAGAGAGGCAGACCCGAAGCACGAAGUUAAGGGAGAACGCGGCCAGCCGCUGGAAGGGGAGCUGAAGAAGCUGGCGGAGUUGUACGUCAAGGUGGGCGACAAGGUCAGGAGAGUGUUCCUGGCCAGCGACGGAAAAAGGUGGGAGAAGGUGGAUGAAGAGGACUUCAAGUUGAUGUACAACAAACUUUAA